Coniosporium apollinis CBS 100218 is the source of this 603-nucleotide messenger RNA. RefSeq lists its product as uncharacterized. The transcript is spliced from 2 exons. The coding region runs from base 1 to 603 and encodes 200 amino acids. Lineage: Eukaryota; Fungi; Ascomycota; Dothideomycetes. The record is from RefSeq and is a predicted model, not a curated record. Gene Ontology annotation, cellular component: cytoplasm. Gene Ontology annotation, molecular function: carbonate dehydratase activity; zinc ion binding. Gene Ontology annotation, biological process: cellular response to carbon dioxide; cellular response to oxidative stress.
AUGUCCCAAAAAGCGACAACCCUCUUUGACCGCGUCCUAACCGGCUCCCAAUCCUACCGCGCGCGAACAUGCGAGCAGCAACCCGACUUCUUCAAGACCCUCGCAGCCGGACAGAAACCCGAGCUCCUAUGGAUCGGCUGCGCUGACAGCCGGGUGCCCGAAACCACCGUCUGCGACUGCAAGCCCGGCGACAUCUUCGUCCACCGCAACAUCGCCAACGUCGUUUCUCCCAACGACCUCAGCGCAAACAGCGUCCUCGACUACUCCGUCGGCGUCCUGAAGGUCAAUGGGAUUGUGGUAUGCGGGCACACUAAAUGCGGAGGUGCUGCGGCUUCCUUGGGCGACGAGGAUCUUGGGGAGACUCUCAAUACUUGGCUCGCGCCCGUCAGGGAGAUGCGCAAGAAGCAUCAGGAGGAGCUUGACCAGCUUGCGUCGGAUGAUGAGAGAGCUGCCCGGUUGGCGGGCCUCAAUGUUCAGCGGUCUCUUGAGACCCUGCGCCAGAACAAGACAGUCAUCAAAGCCAUGGAAGAGCGGGAUCUCAAGCUUUAUGGCGUCAUUUAUGACCUCGCCGACGGGGAGUUGAGGGUGCUGGAACGGGAGUGA